Molecule: messenger RNA, 1778 nt
Organism: Neltuma alba
Lineage: Eukaryota; Viridiplantae; Streptophyta; Magnoliopsida; Fabales; Fabaceae
Product: ammonium transporter 1 member 1-like
Biological process (GO): ammonium homeostasis; ammonium transmembrane transport
Cellular component (GO): plasma membrane
Molecular function (GO): ammonium channel activity
Source: RefSeq, a predicted model, not a curated record
AACGGGAAAUGAAGAGUCCUCGUUAAUCGUUAUCCACCAGCAGAGGCGUUCACCUUUCCUUCAUCACCACCCUUGCUACUCGCUCUCUCUCGCUGAACCAUGGCCAUGCCCAAUUGCUCCGUGGAACUUGCCCAGCACUUGGGUACCAACUUCGCCAACGCCACAGCCACCGCCGACUUCAUCUGCAACAAGUUCAACGACACCGCUUUCGCCGUCGACAAUACCUUUCUUCUCUCCUCUGCUUACCUUGUCUUCGCUAUGCAGCUCGGCUUUGCCAUGCUCUGUGCCGGCUCCGUUCGUGCCAAAAACACCAUGAACAUCAUGCUCACCAACGUCCUCGAUGCUGCCACCGGCGGUGUCUUCUACUAUCUCUUUGGCUUCGCUUUCGCCUUUGGAUCCCCGUCCAACGUAUUCAUUGGUCGUCACUCCUUCGGUCUCACGGAUUUCCCUUCGAGUCUCUUCGAUUAUAGCUACUUCCUCUCAUGGGCCUUCGCCAUCGCUGCCGCUGGCAUAACCAGCGGCUCCAUCGCGGAGCGGACUCAGUUUGUCGCUUACCUAAUCUACUCCUCUUUCCUAACCGGAUUCGUUUAUCCUGUUGUGUCUCAUUGGGUCUGGUCCAGCGACGGCUGGGCUAACGCUACUGGUCACUCAGACCUUCUAUUCGGAUCCGGUGCCAUAGAUUUCGCUGGGUCGGGUGUGGUACACAUGGUGGGCGGCGUCGCUGGUCUGUGGGGCGCACUCAUAGAAGGGCCUAGGAUAGGUCGAUUUGACCAUUCCGGUCGACCAGUCUCGCUUCGCGGCCACAGUGCCACCUUGGUUGUUCUCGGAACUUUCUUGCUCUGGUUCGGGUGGUACGGUUUUAACCCAGGUUCGUUCUUGAAGAUUUUGAAUCAUUACGAACCUGGAAACUACUACGGGCAGUGGAGCGCGGUGGGUAGAGCCGCCGUGACCACCACCCUAGCCGGCUGCACUGCCGCUUUGACGACUCUCUUCGGGAAGAGGAUUGACUCGGGCCAUUGGAAUGUGACGGACGUGUGCAACGGGCUUCUAGGCGGAUUUGCCGCCAUCACCGCCGGAUGCUCCGUCGUGGAGCCGUGGGCGGCAAUCAUUUGCGGGUUCGUGGCGGCAGUGGUACUGAUUUCAUGCAACAAACUUGCGGAGAAGAUGAAGUUUGACGACCCAUUGGAGGCGGCACAGCUGCACGGCGGGUGCGGAGCAUGGGGGCUGAUCUUCACGGCGUUGUUUGCAGAGAAGAAGUACGUGAACGAGGUGUACGGAGGACCUGUGGAUAGGCCAUAUGGGUUGUUCAUGGGUGGUGGGGGGAAGCUAUUGGCAGCAAAUAUAGUGGAGAUUCUGGUGAUUAUUGGGUGGGUCAGUGUUACCAUGGGCCCUCUGUUCCUGAUUCUUCACAAGCUCGAACUAUUGCGAAUCUCCAAAGAAGAUGAAUUGGAAGGUAUGGAUCUGACACGACACGGUGGGUUUGCGUAUGCAUACGAGGAUUCAUCCUCAAGGAAUGGGAUACAGUUGGAGAUGGAAAGAAUGGCAAACACGCGCGCUCAAACCACACAGUAAAUUCUGCAAUUAUCAUUGCAAGAUGUUAAUGUGACUGUGUUUAUGUUUGUAUAAUAUAUGUGGGGCAUGGUGUGCUUUUGUCCCUUUGAUGAUAAAUGCAAAGUAAUAUGUGAAACAGGAUCGAAGGAAUUACUCCGCACUUGUUAUUGAUCUGUAUGUAUUUAUAUGCGUGAUGAUGACAGUUAAGGUUUACUUCUUUGAAGCCU